AGCACAUCCCAGCACUUAAUCAUGAGAUGUGAAGUAUUAUAUAUAUUAUUUUCAGAUAGCACAAAUGUAAAAUAGAGUACUACAAAAAAUAUACAAAGUGCACAAAGAAGAUGUUCAGAUAGUACAGAUAAUAUGGGAGAGGAACAUCCAGUCCUGUACUAUAACUCAUCUAUAUGCAUUUAUGCCUACUCUCCAACAUAGUGAAGGCCAUCGUUUUCCCCCUGAGCGCGGAGACGCCAUGCACAAUUUUGGAGUCCUGGUGUGGAAUUUCAGAAGAGCAGGGUGGCAGGGUGGGAUGGGAGGUGACGGGGAUUGACGGGUGGGCGACGCCACCCCCACCCUCCACCCUCCCCCACGCGUGCACUCAUGGAUGGUCACACAAUGUGACAGUAGCGAUGGCUGGGCACGGGACGCAGCCGCUGCGCUUUGCGGGACCCCAUCUCCAGGUUCCACACGCGCCCUUAGACUAGCAUCGCUUUGCUCACCCUCGCGCUGUCUCUCUCUCUCUCUCUCUUGUUCGCUCUCUUUCUCUCGCGCACGCCUGGCCUCGAACCCCGCGGGAGAAAAGAAGAGAACGCAGAUCGCGACGCUUCCGGGAAAACGUUUUUGGCCGGCCGCUUUCAAGGGAGAUUGGUAUUGUAUUUCUUUUGAACCACUAGUUGAUGGAUUUAUCACUGACAAUACAACAACAUUUUAGUAAGUCCACCGUCUGUCACUACUUUGGGUGCUUUUUUGUGUCAUUGGACAUCUGGUCCUUUUUUCGUCUGCUUUGCAAUGUGUUUAAAAGUUGCCGUGGGCACUAGAUUCUCAAUUGUAGCUGAUUUGAAAUUGAUACAACUGUAAAAUGUCAGCACCGGGAAAAACGUUCCUUUGAAUUGCUGCUAAUGAUUCUAGUAGGCCUGUAAGAAGCACAAUGGUGGUGCUCAGGAUUUUUUAUUGGCACGUUUAACCUCAGUCUCCAGUACUGUGAUUCGAGAAUGUAUUAGAGAAGUAUGUGGCCGGUCGAGAGGGAAAGUGAUCAAGGCAGCUUGUUAGUCCCGUAUGACUGACUCGAUGGCGUCCAUCCUGUGUCUGAGGGUGGGUGUUCGGUGGUCUCCACAGCUGUUCUGGGCUGUACUGAGUGGGAUGCCACAUUACAGAACCUCCAGAUAGAAAUAUAUUACAACAGAUAUGUAUCCUUUACGUAGAACAAGGAAUCAUACCGCCUCCUAAAUGCAACCCUGCUGCCUCCUUCAGUGCCAAACGCAUUGGCUUUGACUGAGAGAUUGUGUGACUUCACUGAGUGAUGUCGGGAGCAGAAAGUACAUAGGAUGGAUACAAUGUGUGUGCAUAAUAUGACAGUAAUCUUUUGUAAUAUUUUGGCUUCAAACCAGAGGUCAAUGUUUGUUUUGGUUUCUGAACCUGUACAUUUUCAUUCAAAGUUUUUAUUCCCCUCUUCUCUCAUGUCCCCUUCUCUCAUUUUCCCACCUCCCUUUCUUAUUUUCUUACCCUCUCAGUUGUUACUCACCCGUGCUUGUACUCCCCCUCUCCCUGGCCUAUGCUCUCUCAUUUUGUGUGUGUUCUCUCCCCACCUCUCUCUUCCCUCUCAUCCCCAGUCGGUGCCUACACAGCCCUAUUCCCUCUCUGUUGCUCCCACCUAUCUCCAGCUUUCCAGCUUUCCUCUACCUCUCUAUCUGCACCUCUCUCCUGCUUCACCCAACCUCUCUCCUCCAGCCUCUCCCCUCCUCUCUCCCCCAGCCUCUCCCCACCCAGGCCUCGCCCAGUUGCUACUCAUCCCAGGCUGUGCUCUCUCUCCCCAGGCUAGAAAUCGUGUGAAGCAUGGGUGACUGGAGCUUUCUGGGGCGGCUGCUGGAGAACGCUCAAGAACACUCCACCGUGAUUGGCAAGGUGUGGCUGACAGUCCUCUUCAUCUUUCGUAUCCUGGUCCUGGGGGCGGCUGCGGAGGAAGUGUGGGGAGACGAGCAGUCGGACUUCACCUGCAACACGCAGCAGCCCGGUUGCGAGAACGUGUGCUACGACGAAGCCUUCCCCAUCUCGCACAUCCGCUUCUGGGUGCUGCAGAUUAUCUUCGUGUCCACGCCCACCUUGAUCUACCUGGGACACGUGCUGCACAUUGUCCGCAUGGAGGAGAAACACCGGGAGAAGGAGGAGGAGCAGCGGAAGGCCAGCCGGCACCAGGAGGAGAGAGACCCUCUGUACAGGAACGGAGGAGGAGGAGGGAAAAAGGAGAAGCCCCCAAUCAGAGACGAGCACGGUAAAAUCCGCAUCCGGGGGGCUCUCCUGCGCACAUACGUGUUCAACAUCAUCUUCAAGACGCUGUUCGAAGUGGGCUUCAUCCUGGGUCAGUACUUCCUGUAUGGCUUCCAGCUCAGCCCCCUGUAUAAGUGUGGUCGCUGGCCCUGCCCCAACACAGUUGACUGCUUCAUCUCACGCCCCACAGAGAAGACCAUCUUCAUCAUCUUCAUGCUGGUGGUAGCCUGCGUCUCCCUGCUGCUCAACCUGCUGGAGAUAUACCACCUGGGAUGGAAGAAGGUGAAGCAGGGGGUCAGCAACGAGUUUGCGCCCGGCCGAAUGGCGCUCCCCCUGGCCAGAGACGAGGCGGUGGAGUCCAACAUGAUCCAGGAGGGGAUCACCCACCCGGCCCUCAACUGCUUGCCCACGUACGGUGGCGUGAACGUGGUGUACCUGCCCAACGAGCAGGCAAAUGCCACGGCUGCUAUAUCCGAGCAGCAGGCAGCGGCGGCAGAACUCAAGAUGGACCCUUUCCAUGAAGACUUCCUGCUGGAGGCUCCUCCCACGUCCUUCUACGGCAGUGAGGGCAGUGGCCAGCAGCAGUCCAUGGAGCAGAACUGGGCCAACAUGGCCAUGGAACUGCAGACCCUGGACGCUGCCAAGUCCUCCUCCUACCCUCCUCUUCCCUCCUCCCCUUCUCCGCCACCCUCCUCCUCCUCCCCCACCUCCUCUGACCAGGAGCAGUCACCCCCUCCACCGGACACUGCCCCUCUUAUCCCCGACUCCCGCUCCUCCACCCUCCCGUUGGGGGAAUCGAGAAGGAGUGAGGAGCACCAGCAGCAGGACGAAGAGGAAAUGGAGGCGGCGCUGCCACUGACGCACGUUGAUGAUGUCCCGGUGACCCGGGUGGAGAUGCACGAGCCGCCCAUUUUCAUAGCGGCGGACGCCCGCAGGCUGAGCAGGGCCAGCAAGACCAGCAGUGUCCGAGCCCGGCCCGACGACCUUGCCGUGUAACACAUACACACACACACACACACACACACUCUCACACACCUUCACACAAUCACAUACAAACACAUGCAGACCCCUAUCCACCACCGCACCCCAACGCCUCUGGGUUCUAUACAUUAUAUAUCUUUGAGGCUCAGGUGUCAAAUGUUGUGUGAAAUACAGAGGCGAUGUGGGAGGGGGGGG
Messenger RNA from Oncorhynchus nerka (sockeye salmon), 3426 nucleotides. RefSeq names its product gap junction alpha-3 protein-like. The record is from RefSeq and is a predicted model, not a curated record. Gene Ontology annotation, cellular component: connexin complex. Gene Ontology annotation, molecular function: gap junction channel activity. The transcript is spliced from 3 exons. Bases 1819 to 3246 code for a protein of 475 amino acids. Lineage: Eukaryota; Metazoa; Chordata; Actinopteri; Salmoniformes; Salmonidae. Gene Ontology annotation, biological process: cell-cell signaling.